This is a messenger RNA of Scomber scombrus (Atlantic mackerel), 2383 nucleotides long. RefSeq lists its product as uncharacterized. Gene Ontology annotation, molecular function: N,N-dimethylaniline monooxygenase activity; flavin adenine dinucleotide binding; NADP binding. The record is from RefSeq and is a predicted model, not a curated record. The transcript is spliced from 9 exons. Lineage: Eukaryota; Metazoa; Chordata; Actinopteri; Scombriformes; Scombridae. The coding region runs from base 130 to 1425 and encodes 431 amino acids.
CGCAGGUGUUACACUGAGACUGGUCCUCCGACACAACGGCUGCUCGGUGGUUCGUGUGAUGUUAAUGUUUUACUCCGCAAACAGUCGAACAGCGGGACGGAUAAAGACUGACAGUCACCACGGGUGAGGAUGGCGUUGCAGAGGGUAGCAGUAGUGGGUGCAGGAGCAGCAGGACUCUGUGCAGCCAGACACAUCCUGUCUCGUCCUCACAUCUUCGCUCCUCCCGUCGUGUUCGAGCAGAGCGACGACGUCGGCGGCACCUGGUGCUACGAGGAGCGAGUCGGUUCCUAUGACAACGGACGGCCGAUUCACAGCAGCAUGUACAGAAACCUCAGGACCAACCUUCCCAAAGAGGUGAUGAUGUUUCCAGACUUCCCGUUCGAGCCUCAGCUGAGCAGCUUCCUGCCUCACCAGGAAGUGCAGAGAUACCUGCAGAGUUACUGCGAGAGUCACGACAUCCGAGCUAACGUCCGGUUUAACACCGCGGUGGAAAGCGUGAAGCCGGUUGCCGUGACAACAGGUCGCGAGGAGGAGAGAACGACAUGGGAAGUGACGUCAUCGGAUUCGUCAGGUUGUCAGAAGACGGAGACGUUCGACUCGGUCUUCGUGUGUUCGGGGCAUUACUCUGACCCUCACAUCCCAGACAUACCAGGGAUGAACAACUUUAAAGGACAGGUGCUCCACAGUCAUUCAUACAGGUAUGCAGAGCCGUUCUCAGGUCAGUCCGUCGUGGUUCUGGGAGCCAAAGCUUCAGGACUGGACAUCUCCAUAGAGCUGGCUAAAGUUGGUGCACAGGUGACACUGAGUCACGGUCGUCCUCGUCUCACCUUCCCUCUUCCUGCCGGGAUCCAGCAGUCCAGUCCGGUGGAGUCGGUGGAGGAUGACGGCAGGAUUCGCUUUCAGGACGGCUCAGUGGGAGCGGCUGACGUUCUGCUGUUCUGCACCGGAUACAACUUCAGGUACCCGUUCCUGGACGCGGCUCAGCUGGGUCUGGAGAUCCAUGACCAGGUGGUGUCUCCUCUGUACCGCUUCAUCAUGCCCCCCGCCUUCCCCUCGCUCUUCUUCAUCGGCAUCUGUAAAAUAAUCUGCCCCUUCCCCAACUUCGACUGCCAGGUCCAGUUCUCUCUGGCCGUGUUGGACGGCUCGGUCACGUUACCACCUCGGGCUCAGAUGGAGGACGAAGCCCUGCGAGGGCUGCGGGAAAAGGCGUCGCGAGGAGUCCUGCAGCGCCACCUGCUGAUAAUGGACAAGGAUCAGUGGGAGUACUGCGAGGCGCUGGCUCGCUCCGCCGGCUUCCCCCCGCUGCGGCCGGUCGUACGCAGCCUGUACGAGGAGGUUUGGCAACAGCGACGGAUUCACCCUGAAAACUACCGCAGCAACAACUACAGACUGAUCAGUGACACCCAGUGGGAGCUGAUCGACUGAUAGAAGGUUUACAGACUGAUGGUGAUUUCCAUCCUGCAACACUGUGAUUCACUUUGAAAUCAAUCAAUCUUUAUUUAUAUAGCAUCAAAUCACUUUACACAUAGAGCAAGUCUAGACCAAACUCUUCAAUUUAAUUUAAAGAAACCCAACAUUCCUCCAUGAGCAACAGUUGACGACAACGGAAAGGAAAAACUCCCCUUAAACAGGAAGAAACAUCAUGUAGUGCUUUGAUCCGAUGCAGUGGACAACGACGCUCCUGACCAGCAGGAGAAGUUUGGGGUUCGACAUCGCGAUCAAUCUGCAGACCUUGUAACUUGUAGACAAUCUGCUCUACCUCCUCCAGCUGCCUCACACUGACCAAACAGUGAAUGAUCAGCUUGUCUGGGAUGGCUGCUGCUGACAAACUGGCCAAACUAUGAAACUACAACUUCUUGGGACCAAAAAACAUUUUUCCUGCACUCAAUCAUGAGAAACGGAGCGUCUGUAAAAUGGUGGAGACGUUUCCACUGAGAAAUGACUUAGAAUUUGAUCCCUUUGGUCUGAUCGUGUUGGAAAAGUCUAGAAAAGCAACACGAUUUAAUUGUUUCAUUCCCCAUUGGAGUUAGCUCUAAUUAGCAUGCUCUACCGGUGCAUUGUCCCUAUAGAGAACAACACAAGUUCUUUCAGGGAUUUGCUUUACAGGAAGCAGGAAACUCUCUUUAUACAUCAAUGGUUGAAGCUUGUUUAGAAGUAAAGACUUGAAGAAGUGGAAGUUGAAUAAACUCAUUAGGUGUGUUUCCAUCCAGACCUUUUAUGUACUUUUUCUGAGAUGGAAUAUUUUUCUAAAGUUCUGACUAUAAUCAUUGCAUUUGGAUAUAAACACUAUCUGCUCAUUGUGAUCAUGUAACUUCUGCCGUUGAUUGAAAGUCUCUGCUCAGCAUCGUCUCUCUGUAUCACACACUGAAUAAAAGAGUGGAAA